Messenger RNA from Caenorhabditis auriculariae, 1228 nucleotides. The record is from the annotation of a GenBank genome assembly. Lineage: Eukaryota; Metazoa; Nematoda; Chromadorea; Rhabditida; Rhabditidae.
AUGUCCGUGAAUCUGGGAAGCCUGCCAGCCGAAGUCUUGGUUGAAAUCUUCUCACGAGCUGAUUGGAAUACGAUCACCAAUGCCAUGGAAGUCAGCAACCGUUGGAGAUCGAUCAUCACCGACAACCUGUUUUCCAUGGAGUAAACUUUCUAUCUGAUUCAAGGAAGCUAGAUAGAAAAUCAGGUACAAGCCGGUGGACACUGUGAAGGUUAUUCGCUUGCAAGAAGGAACUUUCAUUUCGGUCGUGGUGAUGGAAACUCCAGACCAGAGAAAGCAGGUCUUCUUGCUCGAAAUUAGGCGAUUUUCAAUGCUUCACUGUUUCAGAAGGUAGCCUUUAUGAACUCGGAGGCUGAUGUCUUCCGAAAAGUCAGCCGCUAUGGGCCCGAAACACUGGAAGUGCACAACUACACGGAACACAUUCCAAAUUGGUACUACUCGGAAGUUUUGAAUGUCGGUUUUGGUAUUUUUCAGCGAAAUCAAUAAUUUUUACAGCUCAAUCUUUGCUUCAACCGUCCGACUAAUCUGCUGAACUACCUGGUGCACGCCAACUCUCUGCAAUCGCUCGAGAUCUCUGGCGAGUUCAAACUCUCUUCGUUUGCUGAUCUCUUCGACAACAAGUUCACUCCGAUUAUCAGGUUAUUUUUUCGAAUUAGAGACCGCUUCGAAGGACUGUUAAAGUUCUCAUAGAAGAUGCCGUUUUGCGUGAGCAGUUUUUUGUCUGGCGCGCUGAAAAGCUCUCAAUGAGCGAAUACAAUGUAGCCGCCUGGCGACCGCGACGCAUUGAGCUUCACUAACGAUACAAUUUUUCAUGCAUUUAACAAAACUCCGAACUUUUUCAGCAUCUACGGUGGAGGAGCCAACAAACUCAAUCUCACGACUCUCGACUUGCAAGUCCUAGCGAUCAAGUCGCGCUCGGGUCCGCUGAAACGCGUGGAGAUCCAGAAAGUCGACUCCGACUACACUUUCUACGAUUUCAAGAUGUUCAUGAAGGUCAGAUGUCUUCUGAAAACUGUCCUUAUAAAAACUUGCUAUAAAUUUUCAGGAGACGUUGUUCAGAAGAAACGCGACGAUUCGUCUCAGAGUCAUGCCGUCAAACGCGGAUGAGUUCGUCGAGUGGCUCAAGGACAACGUCAAGACCGACGACUACACUGCCAACAGGGAGCACGAGCACCAGUUCGAGUACCGCGAAACCGAGUUCUAUCUCAAAUUCAAGCAAUUCAAAUAUUGA